GAACUAAAAGAUUACUUCUCCAGGCUUGGAUGUGGUCCACAAUGCGAGUGCACGGGGCAUUCUUCAUGUGCAUACUUUUACAUCUUUUUACCAAAACGGGAAUAAACAGUACAGUUGUUCCACCGACACAAGAACCAUCAAACUUCCCAACAACUCCAGUGAUAUGGACCACCACUACCACAACACCAGCAGACAACAGCACAGGAGUUGAGGGUCAGGUCCGUCUGGCCAAUGGAGGAAACAGCUCUUGCUCUGGCAGAGUGGAGAUCUUCCACAGUGGACAGUGGGGGACAGUGUGUGAUGAUUCCUGGGCCCUGGUUGAUGCUCAGGUGGUGUGCAGACAGCUGGGCUGUGGUAGGGUCCUCUCUGCACCAUCAAAUGCACAAUUUGGACAAGGAACUGGACCCAUCUGGUUGGAUGACGUCUUGUGCACAGGCAGCGAAUCACAGCUCUCUGAAUGUCGCCAUCGGGGGUUUGGAUCUCACAACUGUGGUCACCACGAGGAUGCUGGUGUCGUCUGUGAAGCUGCUUCACCAGUUAGGCUGGUCAACUCUGACAACCGCUGCUCUGGCAGAGUGGAGAUCUUCCACAGUGGACAGUGGGGGACAGUGUGUGAUGAUUCCUGGGACCUGAAUGAUGCUAAUGUUGUGUGCAGACAGCUGGACUGUGGAAGGGCUCGUUCUGCGCUCCAAAAUGCAGCAUUUGGACAGGGCAGCGGACCCAUCUGGCUGGAUGAUGUCAGAUGUUUUGGAAAUGAAUCAUCGAUUACAGACUGUAGACAUCUGGGGUUUGGAAACCACAACUGUGGUCAUAAUGAAGAUGCCAGCAUCACCUGUGAAGUUCAACCAGGAAUAAAUAGCACAGUUUUUCCACCGACACCAGAACCAUCAAAUUUCCCAACACCUCCAGUGGUAUGGACCACCACUACCACAACACCAGCAGACAACAGCACAGGAGUUGAGGGUCAGGUCCGUCUGGCCAAUGGAGGAAACAGCUCUUGCUCUGGCAGAGUGGAGAUCUUCCACAGUGGACAGUGGGGGACAGUGUGUGAUGAUUCCUGGGCCCUGGUUGAUGCUCAGGUGGUGUGCAGACAGCUGGGCUGUGGUAGGGUCCUAUCUGCACCAUCAAAUGCACAAUUUGGACAAGGAACUGGACCCAUCUGGUUGGAUGACGUCUUGUGCACAGGCAGCGAAUCACAGCUCUCUGAAUGUCGCCAUCGGGGAUAUGGAUUUCAUGACUGUAGUCACAGCGAGGAUGCUGGUGUCGUCUGUGAAGCUGCUUCACCAGUUAGGCUGGUCAACUCUGACAACCGCUGCUCUGGCAGAGUGGAGGUCUUCCACAGUGGACAGUGGGGGACAGUGUGUGAUGAUUCCUGGGACCUGAAUGAUGCUAAUGUUGUGUGCAGACAGCUGGGCUGUGGAAGGGCUCGUUCUGCGCUCCAAAAUGCAGCAUUCGGACAGGGCAGCGGACCCAUCUGGCUGGAUGAUGUCAGAUGUUUUGGAAAUGAAUCAUCGAUUACAGACUGUAGACAUCUGGGGUUUGGAAUCCACAACUGUGGUCAUAAUGAAGAUGCCAGCAUCACCUGUGAAGUUCAACCAGGAAUAAACAGCACAGUUUUUCCACCGACACCAAAACCAUCAAACUUCACAACACCUCCAGUGGUAUGGACCACCACUACCACAACACCAGCAGACAACAGCACAGGAGUUGAGGGUCAGGUCCGUCUGGCCAAUGGAGGAAACAGCUCUUGCUCUGGCAGAGUGGAGAUCUUCCACAGUGGACAGUGGGGGACAGUGUGUGAUGAUUCCUGGGCCCUGGUUGAUGCUCAGGUGGUGUGCAGACAGCUGGGCUGUGGUAGGGUCCUCUCUGCACCAUCAAAUGCACGAUUUGGACAAGGAACUGGACCCAUCUGGUUGGAUGAGGUCUCGUGCACAGGCAGUGAAUCACAGCUCUCUGAAUGUCGCCAUCAAGGAUUUGGAUUUCAUGACUGUGGUCACAGCGAGGAUGCUGGUGUCGUCUGUGAAGCUGCUUCACCAGUUAGACUGGUCAACUCUGACAACCGCUGCUCUGGCAGAGUGGAGGUCUUCCACAGUGGACAGUGGGGGACAGUGUGUGAUGAUUCCUGGGACCUGAAUGAUGCUAAUGUUGUGUGCAGACAGCUGGGCUGUGGAAGGGCUCGUUCUGCGCUCCAAAAUGCAGCAUUUGGACAGGGCAGCGGACCCAUCUGGCUGGAUGAUGUCAGAUGUUUUGGAAAUGAAUCAUCGAUUACAGACUGUAGACAUCUGGGGUUUGGAAACCACAACUGUGGUCAUAAUGAAGAUGCCAGCAUCACCUGUGAAGUUCAACCAGGAAUAAACAGCACAGUUUUUCCACCGACACCAAAACCAUCAAACUUCACAACACCUCCAGUGGUAUGGACCACCACUACCACAACACCAGCAGACAACAGCACAGGAGUUGAGGGUCAGGUCCGUCUGGCCAAUGGAGGAAACAGCUCUUGCUCUGGCAGAGUGGAGAUCUUCCACAGUGGACAGUGGGGGACAGUGUGUGAUGAUUCCUGGGCCCUGGUUGAUGCUCAGGUGGUGUGCAGACAGCUGGGCUGUGGUAGGGUCCUCUCUGCACCAUCAAAUGCACGAUUUGGACAAGGAACUGGACCCAUCUGGUUGGAUGAGGUCUCGUGCACAGGCAGUGAAUCACAGCUCUCUGAAUGUCGCCAUCGGGGAUAUGGAUUUCAUGACUGUAGUCACAGCGAGGAUGCUGGUGUCGUCUGUGAAGCUGCUUCACCAGUAAGGUUGGUCAACUCUGACAACCGCUGCUCUGGCAGAGUGGAGGUCUUCCACAGUGGACAGUGGGGGACAGUGUGUGAUGAUUCCUGGGACCUGAAUGAUGCUAACGUGGUGUGCAGACAGCUGGGCUGUGGAAGGGCUCGUUCCGCGCCCCAAAGUGCAGCAUUUGGACAGGGCAGUGGACCCAUCUGGCUGGAUGAUGUCACAUGUUUUGGAAAUGAAUCAUCAAUAACAGACUGUAGACAUCUGGGGUUUGGAAACCACAACUGUGGUCAUAAUGAAGAUGCAAGUGCUGUAUGUGAAGUUCAGCAACCUUCACUUCAGCCCACCCAACUUAUCUGUGGCCGUGACAAACUCCAGGUAGGACUCCUUUUGAGUAGCCUGGUUUCUGCUGGUUUGGAUCCAUUCUCUGGCAACUUGGCUUCUCGCAAUUGCUCCUGGGCCACAGUACGCAAUGAUAUUGUUUGGUACGAAGUGGAGGCUAAGGCCGGUGCCUGUGGAAACAUCUUGAGGACCAACCGCACACAUGCCAUCUACUCCAACAGUUUAUUUAUAUAUCCAACUAAUACAUCCUUUGCUGUUCCUGUGAGUCUUCCCUUCUCCUGUGCUUAUUCCCUGGACACAGACACCAGCCUGAAUGUGGCUAUCAGACCAGAGCUAUCGUUGGCAGGUGGCAUUUCAGGUUCCGGUCCAAAAGCAAGUGCCUCAAUGUAUCUGUUUCGUGACUCCAGCUACACUGAGACUUAUCCUGCAGGCAGGGUUACCCUCCCUGUGGGCUCACCGCUGUAUGUGGGUGUCUUUGUGGACAGGAGAGACCCAAGCUUUACACUUGUUCUGGAAGACUGCUUUGCCACUCAUUCAUCAAGCCCUAAUGAUCCCACACAAUACCCUCUGAUCCACAACAAGUGUCCAACAAGCCGCCAGCAGGUGUCGGUGACUGAGAGCGGCUCAUCCCUCCAGGCCCGUUUCUCUGCUCUGUUGUUCCCGUUCCAGGACGGAUACAGAGAUAUUUAUCUUCACUGUGGACUCAGCCUGUGUGACCGAAGAAUCUCCUACUGUGUUCCUAACUGCAGAAGCAGGACACAACGCUCUGUUUCCAGAUCUGCUUAUCUGAAGCCCAUCACCAUUGGACCAAUCAUUUGGGACAAGCCAGCAGAGUGACCUGUACUAUCCAGUAAUGGAAACUUAUUACUUGGAAAGAUAUAUAUAUAUUAUUUAUUCAUAGUACAUAAAAUGAAACAAUGCAUUACACUGUAUAAUUAAAGUGUACCAUUCAUUAGUUCUACUGCCAUUGUUAUCAAACUAUUAUCAAAAUCAAUAUGUCACAAUAAAAAUUAGGGCACUAACA
This is a messenger RNA of Mugil cephalus (flathead mullet), 4134 nucleotides long. Its product is annotated as deleted in malignant brain tumors 1 protein-like. Bases 30 to 3947 code for a protein of 1305 amino acids. Lineage: Eukaryota; Metazoa; Chordata; Actinopteri; Mugiliformes; Mugilidae. The record is from RefSeq and is a predicted model, not a curated record. Gene Ontology annotation, cellular component: membrane. The transcript is spliced from 16 exons.